AUGUGUCCCUCCAUAGCUGGUUACCUUGAUUUUUAUACUAAGCAAGCAAAUGCACUAAAUAAUUAUGGAAAACCGCUUGCUAGUCCAUUUUCGGAGACAUACAAUCCAAAUUGGCAAAAUCAUCCUAAUCUCUCUUGGAGGCAGAACCAUUCCCCCAUAAAUAUAGGUGGAAAACAAGUGCAUCAACAAAGUCAAUUUCGUCCACCUACUCAAGCAUUUCCUCCCAUUCCUCAAUCAACUCCUCAGUUUAUGGCACCACUAAGACAACAACCAUCUUUGGAGGAGUCUCUCAAAACUUUCAUGCAAUCAACUAGCCAAGCCAUUCAAGAGAUGAAAAGUUCCACCUAUUUGAAUACUCAAGCUAUUUCAAAGUUGGAAAAUCAAGUUGGCCAGUUAGCAACCCAAGUUGGAGAGAGGGAAAAAGGAAAGUUUCCUAGUCAACCUAUACCUAACCCAAAAGGGCAGUAUGCAAUUAAUGGUUCUUCUAGUUUUACUCAUGCACAUAAAUCUGUUCAGUCUAUUACUACCCUUAGGUCUGGUAAGCAAGUUGAUAAUCAAGUGAAAAUGCCAGAAGUGGAGGAUGAUGAAAAUAUUGUGUUAAAGGAAAAGGGAACUCAUAGUUCACAGGAUGAUCAUAGAGAAAAGAAGGGCAACUCAACCUCAAUUCCGAUUCAGGAUCUUAGUCUCCCUUUGAUAGGAGAGGUUUUUAAGCAAGUGCAAAUUAAUAUUCCAUUUCUUGAUGCAAUUCAGCAAGUUCCUACUUAUGCUAAGUUUCUAAAAGAUCUUGUGACAAUGAAGAGAAAGACAAAUGUCCCUAAAAAGGCAUUUUUGAUAGAGCAACUUGGUAUGGGGGAGUUAAAACCAACAACCAUGACACUUCAAUUAGCUGAUAGGUUUGUGAAAAUCCCUAGAGGUAUUGUUGAGGAUGUGCUGAUUAAGGUGGAUGCAUUCUAUUUUCCUGUUGAUUUUGUUGGGUUAGACACUGAACCUACUCUAAAUGACAGUACACAAAUCCAUGUCAUUUUGGGUUGCCCUUUCUUAGCCACAUUCAAUGUUUUGAUCAAUUUUCGGAGUGGUGUGAUGAAGAUUUCUUUUGGGAAUAUGACUGUUGAGCUUAAUAUUUUUGACAUAAGCAAGCAAGUACUAGACAAUGAGGAUAUAUGUGAGGUUAACAUGAUUGGGAGCCUAGUCCAUGAUACUUUCCUACAAUCAAGUUGUGAGGAUCCCCUAAAUGCUUGCUUAACCCGUUUUGAUUGCAAUUUGGAUAUUGAAAAAUCAAUUGAGGAGGUCAAUGCAUUGUUGGAUUCUGUUCCUCUCUUAAGUAUUGAUAGCUAG
Quercus robur (English oak) is the source of this 1335-nucleotide messenger RNA. RefSeq lists its product as uncharacterized. Lineage: Eukaryota; Viridiplantae; Streptophyta; Magnoliopsida; Fagales; Fagaceae. The transcript has 3 exons. The coding region runs from base 1 to 1335 and encodes 444 amino acids. The record is from RefSeq and is a predicted model, not a curated record.